Molecule: messenger RNA, 5173 nt
Organism: Puntigrus tetrazona (Sumatra barb)
Lineage: Eukaryota; Metazoa; Chordata; Actinopteri; Cypriniformes; Cyprinidae
Gene: tpo
Product: thyroid peroxidase
Exons: 11
Coding region: 2101-4206 (701 amino acids)
Biological process (GO): response to oxidative stress
Molecular function (GO): heme binding; peroxidase activity
Source: RefSeq, a predicted model, not a curated record
AUUCUUCGAUAUCCUGAUCUGAAUCAAAUGAUUUUCGAUACGCGAAUUCCGAUCUGAGCUCUUCGAAGUUAAUCGCGAUUCGGAGAUUCACUCGUCAUAGAAUCAUUACAAGCGAUGUCGAAAUUCGAAAAAACAAACGGUUCUUUUGAUCUGGUUUUGCCGGUGAAUCGUCGAAGUCACGAGUUUGAAUCACUUUCGGUAUUAAUUGUACCGUCCAGAGGCAAUCUUGAUGUGAUUUUACUGGAACAACUGCGUAAUUAAAAACAGGUUUUAUUUCAGGACCGAUAGCUGAACUUGGAAAUUCUAUAACACAAAAUUCUCCUAAUCUUACGAAUCUUAAACACUCGCUCCUGGUCAACAAAUAAAUGACUCACUCGACUGAAUCAGUCUCCGUUCCUUAGCCAUGUUUACACCGUUAUACUUUCAGUAUGACUUAUCUGCAAUAAUAACUGAAAAAGUGUAAUGUUUACAAAUAAUAUAUAUAUAUAUUUAUAUUUCCAUUCCAAAGAAAACAUUUAACACAAAUUCUACUUAUUAGCUUAUUAACCGGUUUAAGGUAACUAACCGGUUUACGGUAACUAACCGGUUUACCAAACACUCUGAAGUGCUCUAUUAAUGUGAUGAGUUUCACCUCAAGAUUAAUUUCAGAGAGAAGUUUGAGUCUGAGUUUGUGGCUUGAUUCACUGUAUUUCCAUAUGAAAUCAGUCACCUAGCAACCACUCGAAACACCUUAGCAACUGAUGGCGGCCCCCUGGAAUCGUUCAGCGGAUUGUUGCGGCGCUUUCCUCAGACAAUAUAAAUAUAAUCUAGUCAUAGUGUUUUAUAUUUAUGAUAUUGUUACGGGGCACGCAUGACACGAACGCUUAUAAAUGAUUGAAACUCUCUUUAGGUGCUUUUAGAUGAUUGCUUGUACAAAGACAUCGGAUCGAGUGCAAUUAAUCCCAACGAAGCCUUAACAUGCCUUGCUAUUAAUCUAGAGAUUAAUGACUUGAUUCACUUUAAUUAUGGAUCACCGUCCAGCCAAAGAUCUGACUAUUCGGAUGAGUUAUGCCAAAAGCAUCGGGUCAUUCCUCUUCUACCGCAGACGUACAGCUCAAAUAAUUACUUGAGUCGCGUUUAAGGCUUCGCAGAAAAAGAGUCGAUGUCAAGAAAUGAAAGGUCGUCGUUUACAGGAACGCCGUCGCGCUAGGAGCAGACAAUCGUGAUUUCAGAGGCCCGACGGACGCUUGACACGAGCUUGUGUUGCGUUUAAAGAGGGCCACUCGAGCGCCACGCUUCAUGAAGCCGCAGCCUCGAAAAAUCAAGGGUUUCGGUGAAAUCAGCAGAGUCUGACUGUUCACCCAGCGGAGAACACAGGGGCGAGCGAGCACAGCCGACUGGGAAAACCGCCGAGAACAGAGGUAUGAAAUACAGCAGCAAUACCGACAAAUGUUUUCACCGCUUAAAAUCAGUGUUUUCCGUGCGAACCGGUUGUAAAACGCUGUGAUGCGAAGCCGAAUUUUCGCAGAAACCGUUCUGAUCGUCGCCGGUGUUGAAAACAGUCCUGUUUUUGUAGAAAAAAGCAGUGACUGCAUAUUUUUCUGGAUUUUUUAAUAAAUAGCUUUCAUUAGAAACUGUCACUUUUGAACAGUUCAAUGUGUCCCUGAUGGAUAAAAGUAUUAAUGAAGAGGUCCUUUUAGUUGAAUGGUAGCCUAACGAGGGAAGAAAAUGAAAAAGGGGUUUUAGAUCAAUUCAUUAGCUGUUUUUAUAUUUUAUACAUCAUAGUUCCUCCCAAAAUCGACAGAUUAUUUUGCAUAAAUACAGUUAAAUAAGGCCAAAUGAAUAUUAUCCGGCUGAGCAUGUAAAGAUCCUGUAUCUCUGAGACGGAGAUAUUUGUUAAACACAAUUUAACCGGUGUUUAAGAAUCAGCUGAUAUGCAAAUAGUGCAGAAUAUUACUGCUUUUGACUAUAUCUUAACUACGCAGUGAUACGUUUAUCACAGUAUGUUAGAGAUGAAUGUGUAUAAUUAUCCCGUGAUGAAAGCAAGCAUCACGUCUGUCGUUUGACUGGUAUUUUUAGUCCGUUCUAAGCGUUUCUCUUCGAUUCCAGGUCAGCGGAGACAUGGCCGGCGUUCUGACGCGUUUAACCUCUGUCCUGAUGUUCUGCGCUGCGAGCACGGAUUCAUUUCACUCAUCUCAGCUUGUUCCUGAGAGCUUGAUUAUAUCAUCCUUUCAAGAGAGUCUUCAGACGGUGGAUGCUGCAGCUUCACGAGGGUUCGAUCCUCAGCUUUCGCACAUGUACGCGCUCUCUAGACGGCCGGCAUCAGAAACACAGCACCUCUCCAGAUCAGCAGAGAUCUUUCACCUGACUUUAGGGCUUUUGAAGGAGAAGGCGAGCAGGAGACAUGAAAGAUCACUGGCCGUGUCAGAGCUGCUUUCCGCCGAGGCAGCCGAGCGGAUAGCCAACCUGUCUGGAUGCCCUCGCGCUCUUCAUCCCGGCACCUGCGCCAAAGACGGAAAAUACCGCAGCAUCUCUGGAGUCUGCAAUAACAGGAAGAACCCGCUUUGGGGAGCAGCCAACGCCGGCUUGGCCAGAUGGCUCCCGGCGGAGUACGAGGAUGGAGAAAACCAACCCAAAGGCUGGAACGCCGGACGCAGAUACAGAGGCUUCCAGCUUCCUCUGGUUCGAGAAGUGAGUAAUAAAAUGGUGGGCAGCUCCAGCAUGGCCGUGCCGGAGGACAGCUCUUACUCCCAGAUGCUGGUGGACUGGGGUCAGUACAUCGACCACGACAUCUCCUUCACUCCUCAGAGCUCCGGCCGAAGCCGCUGUCUGCAGACCUGCAGCAACGCAGAGCCCUGCUUCCCCGUGCAGAUCCCCAAGGACGACAAACUGUCCGGCAGUAAAAGCUGUCUCCCGUUUUUCCGCUCUUCCCCCGCCUGUGUUAACGUUCACGCGGCUCUCCAGCGGCAGCAGAUGAAUUCGGUCUCGUCCUUCAUCGACGCGUCCUCCGUCUACGGCUCCUCCGCGGCUCUGGAGGAGAGCUUGAGAAACCUGUCCAGCGCUGAAGGUCUGCUGGCUGUGAGCGGUCAGUACAGCGAUGGUGGCCGGCCGUACCUGCCCUCCGCGGGGCCCUCGGCGUGUCUCCAGGAGCCCGGCUCGGGGCCGGCGGAGCGGGUCGAGUGCUUCACGGCCGGAGACAGCCGGGUCAACGAGAUCCUGCCCCUGUCUGUCCUGCACACGCUCUGGGUCAGAGAACACAACCGGCUGGCCGGACGCCUGGCACGGCUCAACCCUCGCUGGGGGUCAGAGGUCAUCUAUCAGGAGACGCGCAAGAUCAUCGGGGCGCUGCAUCAGAUCAUAACCAUGAGGGACUAUGUUCCUAAGAUCAUGGGGCGGGAAGCGUUUGAAGAGUAUAUCGGGCCGUACUCGGGCUAUGAUGAGUCUGUGAACCCGUCUGUGUCAAACGUUUUCUCCACGGCUGCGUUUCGCUUCGGUCACGUGACCAUCUCACCUAUCCUCAGGAGACUGAACGAGAGCUUCCAGGAACACCAGCGCUUCUCCUCGCUGAGCCUCCAGCAGACCUUCUUCAGCCCCUGGAGACUCGUCAGAGAAGGUGGGCUGGAUCCGGUCCUGCGGGCUCUUCUGGGUCGACCGGCUGCCCUCCAGAACCAGGAGCAUCUCAUGACAGAAGACCUGACCCAAAGACUGCUGGUUCUCAACAUCCCAGACUCUCUGGAUCUGGCUGCUCUGAACCUGCAGCGUGGACGAGAUCACGGCCUGCCGGGUUACAAUGACUGGAGGGCUUUCUGUGGGUUCGGCCGAGUUGAAAGCCGAUCGGAUCUCAUGGAGGUGGUGGGCAGCGGUGAUUCGGUGCAGAAGGUAAUGGAUGUUUACGGUCAUCCGGACAACAUAGACGUGUGGCUGGGAGGUCUGCUGGAGCGUCCGGCGUCCGGAGCCAGGACCGGCCCGCUGUUCGCUUGCUUGAUCGGGAAACAGAUGAAGGCGCUAAGAGAAGGAGACAGAUUCUGGUGGGAGCGUCCCGGUGUGUUUUCCCCGAAACAAAGACAGGAACUCCAGACACACUCUCUGUCUCGUGUGAUCUGUGAUAACAGCGGCGUGACGGAGGUUCCUCUCGACGCUUUCAGACGCUCAUCUUACCCCGAGGACUUCGUCUCCUGUGGGAACGUCCCAUCGAUGGACCUAGAGGCGUGGAGGGAUCAUCUGUGACGAGAUGGGUUCAACGGUUUUGUUUUUUCUAAUUUUAGUUUUGUCUACUGACAAAGGCUGCAGUUGUUGGAGUAAAAUGACUGUAAAAACUGAAAAAGGUUCAAUUUAAAGUAGCUGUUUUCUAUAGAAGCCUGUUUCCACCAUUGAAUAAAACAAAAUGUUAUAGUAUAAACUUGUAACUGCAAUUGUCUUUAUAUCCCUUUAUAUUUUGUCUGCAUAUUCACUUUAUGACUCACAAUCGUGUGAGUUAUAAAUACACUUUUAUCUCACCAUUCAGACUCUUUUUCUCCAAUUUGAGUGAUAAAAUUUUUUUUUCUCAGAAUUGUUAUUUUUUGUUAGUUAUAAAGUCCAACAUAAAGGGAAAAAAACGAUGUAUUUUCAGAAUUGCGACUAUAUCUCACAAUUUUACCUUUAUGACUCGCAAUUGCAAGUUUACAUCUCGUAAUUCUGACUUUACAACUUGCAACAGAAAUUCUUUAUAUGUCACAAUUCUGUGAAAAAAGCCAAAAAACGAAAAAAAUUUUUUUACACAUUUUUACCCAAAUUUUUACUGUUUUAAUUUUUUAUUCAGCGGGCUUUUAUGUACUUCUCGGAAAUAUGCUUAAAAGACAUUUCGGUAAUUAAAUUGAGAAAAAGUCCAAAUGUAUUUGAGCUAUACUGUACUCCUAUUAUCCGUGUUUUCGUUGUUAAGAGGCUGAAACACAUCUGUGUUUCCAAAAAAAACCCAGUGAAGAAGAAAGUGAAAGAACAGAUGCUUCCACGUGUAAUCUCACACGAUCAUCAGACAUGAAACAGCAUCAAAACGCUGCGACGUUAUGAAAUAAAAUGUCACCAGUGAAGUAAUAUUGACUGUCAAGCUUCAGGAUGUUGAUCGACUCCAAAUAUUUAAUUUUUCCUUUUUUUUUAUGAAACUUGCCCACAUUCAAGUGUUUCAUGAAGCCAGAAUAAAAUGUUUUUGUUGACAAGA